AAAAUGUACUGUAUAAAUCUCAUUUUUUACUUCCUGGAAGAUCAAGAUUUAUUUUAUCUACACAAAAGUCAACUGUUUGAAUUGUAUAACCAUUAACCAGUGAUGAAUAAUAGAACAUCAUUGUGCUGCAUUUGUUAACCUCUUUGAUAGACCAUAACACAGCGUUUAUAUGUAGAUGUAGACCAUGGAGUCGGGCAUAUGGAUAUUUAUUUUGAUUUUUAUACCUCCAUUUCAAACUACAACCGCGUCUUUAGAAAAGGAGUAUAUCUAUGUUGAAAAGGAAAUGACAUGGAGUGAUGCACUUGACUUUUGUGAACAGAAUAAUUCGGUAUUGUCAGCUCUCAGUAAGGAAGGUAUUACGUCUAUAGAGACAUGUAACCAAAGCAGUACAGAAUUAUGGACAAGUUCCUUUCUAUAUGCACCAUAUUUAUCCAUAAUGGGUUGCUUCAGAAAUACAAAAAGACUUAACUUUUCAAGUUUAAUGAAACCCUCUAUACUGGAUUGUCAAGAUAUGUGCUCCAAUUCAUCUGCAUUUGCUAUCAUGAAUACGUGGUGUGCUUGUUUAGACGACAAUUUCAGUUUUAUGGAAAGCGAGGAUGCCAAAGCAUGCAAUAUUACAUGCGAGGAUAAAUUUGACUGUGGAGGAAAAGAUUCUAUGAAUGUGUACUCUGUCGUUGGAGAAGAUUUCUUUAAUAAGAGACAACAUCAAAUUAACCCAGACUUGAAUACCUCCUGUCUCUCGUAUCAGUGUUUGCCUGUAACUAACGAAUAUUUCUACAAAGACGUGGACUGUAGCUCUGAAGAAGUCAAAGAAGCAGCUUGUAGUACUUUUUUCUCUUGCACAUUUGAAAGUGGAGAUCCCUGUUUUCUCUCUCAAGUGAAAAACGAUAACUUCGAUUGGACAAUUAGCGACAAAACAACAAUUGGACAACAGGAAGCUUAUCAAGGAUCAUAUUUUGCAUUUGUUAAUGACAGCAGUGGUGAUUAUCAGAAGAGAAGUCGAGCAUCUCUGAGGUCAAAUAUAGACUUUCCCGACUUUAAAGCCAGCGAUUGGUGUCUACGGUUCUGGAUUUACCUUCAGAAUAUAAGUAGUGGUGGAUUUUUAGAAUUUUACAUCAAGAACUGUGAUGAUGUUUUGUAUAAUCAAACAAUUUCCGCCGGUCAAUAUAGUGAAUGGAAGUAUUUCGAGAAUGAUAUCCGAGUUCAGCGAAAAGAUAUAAUUUUCUUUGAUUAUAUUCGAGGUACCAAAGAAACAAACAUUGCUUUGGAUGACAUUACACUUACAAAAGGAAAAUGCGGAAACACAUUUUCAACAGUUCUAUACAUGUUGGGGAAUUUAAAAUGUGGUUUUGAAGGAAACAAAGAUACUUGUUUUGAUCAAAGCAACCGUGACAAUUUCAAUUGGAAGAUUACAAGGAAUGGUCAAAUAACUCCUGGCAGAGAAACGGGACCAAGCAGCAGUAUAGAAGGAAAUUAUUUCAGCCACAUUGAUACAAGCAAAACAAGUCAAAGUAAUCACAAAGGCGUACUUAUUUCCAAAUUUGACUUAAAAGACAUCAAUAUAACUUUCAGUAUGGAGUACAAUAUGUAUGGUACAGACAUUAACACACUAAAAGUUUACCUAAAGAACGGAAGGAAUGAACGAAUUUUUAGAGAAAAGGAGAAUCAAGGAAAAGAUUGGAGACUACUGAAUGAUACAAGAAAAAUAGAAGGAAGAUGGAAGUUAUAUAUAUCGGCAAAUAGAAAAGAAGGUACUCUCGGAGAUAUUGCCAUUGAUGAUAUCCGGAUAAAAAUUAAUCAACCAGAUUUAAAGUUGAAUUGGAUGAAUCAAAAUGAGAGAUGCAAAGAAAAGCUGAGCAGUUAUGCGAUCAAUCAUCAACAAUUACCAUAUCUUCCCUGUCUCUCAUCUGAAUCGGUGAGAUGGACAGGAAUUGUUAGGCCACAUAUGAGAGGGACGGCUACAAAUAUGUUGAAGAAACAUCCAACCAAAGUGAAGGUUUACAAGAAUCUCAGUGUAAAUUAUGCAUUUGUUUGGGUGUCCUUUAAACCAAAUUCAACUAGACCCUUUGUUUGUGAAAGGAAAACUAAUAUUAGUAGACCGAAGGUUUUUUGUGUGGUAAUGAACGAGCAUAAUUCGGUGUCUAAGCCUAAUCCUGUACACAUAGAUUCCACCAGUGAUACACUUGUUGGAGUUCUUGUCGCCUGUGCUUUACUUAUUUUUCUUGGCAUCCUUAUUUUCCUGUUUUGCUAUAAAUGGAAGAAGUCGAACAAACAUCAAAAUCAGCGUGAUACUCCAUCAAUCACUACAGGUAACGCAACUUAUCUGAACGACAGCGAAAAGGUUUUUAUCCAAAGCAAACACGGGACAGAGAACAAUUCAAAAGCAAUAGAAGAAAUUAAGCAGAAGAAACAUCAAGGAAAAGAAAACAAUUAUUCUGAGCAGAAUGAAGAAGAUACUGCGAACGGAAUGUAUGACUUAUCCGUAGGAAAUGAUUACUUUCGAAAAGAACCCGAGGAAGAUUACGAUCACCUCCAUCAGGUUAACAAUAGUAUGACGUCAAAAACGGAUGACCUUUACAGUCACGCGACAGGAAGCCAAUAUGAGUCCCAAAAGGUGAUCAACGAUGACACCUACGCCCAUACCGUCGAAAUAGAGAAUGAAUAUGGUGCGCCAAAAAUGACUUGUCACGAUGAUAAUGAAACAUAUGACCAUGCGCAUGUGCUGGAUGUCGAUCCAGAUGGGGAGUACAAUUUGCUGCAUGAAGUUAAUCGAGAUAAUGAAACGUUAUAUAAUCAUGUAUAAACCUGUACAGUAUUAUUCGUUGAUAUGAAUUAUU
Messenger RNA from Saccostrea cuccullata (small rock oyster), 2837 nucleotides. RefSeq lists its product as uncharacterized. Gene Ontology annotation, cellular component: membrane. The record is from RefSeq and is a predicted model, not a curated record. The coding region runs from base 185 to 2803 and encodes 872 amino acids. The transcript has 18 exons. NCBI's taxonomy places the organism in Eukaryota, Metazoa, Mollusca, Bivalvia, Ostreida, Ostreidae.